ACAAGAUCUACAGUAUAGUGUUCAAAAUGGAUGUGACAGGGCUUGGAACAAUACUUCUUGUACUUAUAUCCUGUGUAUUGAUAUUUUCCAGUUGGAAAACAUUUUACCAAAAACAUAACCUUCCUCCAGGUCCUACUCCUCUUCCUUUAAUGGGAAACUUGAUGAAUAUAAAGAAAGGAAAGCUGGUUAGCUCUCUUAUGAAGCUGUGGGAGCAGUAUGGAGCCGUAUAUACAUUGUACUUUGGCACACAACCUGUUAUCGUCCUAUGUGGUUAUGAUGCAGUUAAAGAAGCACUUGUUGAUCAAGCUGAAGCCUUUGGAGCUCGUGGAAAAAUAAGUUCCUUAGAUCCAGUGACCCAGGGCUAUGGAAUCGGUUUUAGCAAUGGAGAACGUUGGAGGCAAAUGCGUCACUUCACGUUAAAGGCCCUGAGGGACUAUGGAAUGGGAAAGAAAAGUAUAGAAGAGAAGAUUCAGGAGGAGGCUCUGUGUUUGGUUGAGGAAUUUAGGAAGUCUGGAGAAAUGCCAAUCAAUCCAUCAACACAUAUUAUGAAAGCUGUGGCUAAUAUAUUCUUUUCCAUUAUGCUUGGAAAUCGGUUUGAGUACAAUAAUGAGACAUUUUCAGCUCUGCUUGCCACACUAGAAGAGAUGUACACACUUAUGAACAACACAUGGAGUCAGAUUGAAAAUGUUCUUCCCAAAUUAAUGGCAUACAUUCCAGGACCCCAUAAGAAGAGAGAUGCCCUUGCAAAAGAACUGAUUUUAUUCUUUCACGAGAGAGUGAAGGCCAACCAAGAGACAUUUGAUCCUAGUGCUCCUAGAGAUUUCAUUGAUGAAUUCCUGAUAAAAAUGGAGCAGGAAAAAAAGAAUCCCAAUUCUGAAUUUACCAUGAGGAACAUAUUAAUGACUUUUUUCAGCAUUUUUAUUGGAGGAACAGAGACAUCUACAACCACUCUGAAGCACGGUCUGCUACUGCUGAUCAAGUAUCCUGAAAUACAAGCUAAGCUUCACAUGGAAAUUGACAAUGUGAUUGGAAGAAACAGAACGGUGAAUUUAAAUGAUCGCAAUUCAAUGCCUUAUAUGGAGGCUGUGAUAAAUGAAAUCCAACGAUUCAGUGACAUUGCCCCUUUGAAUCUUCCAAGAAAGGUCACUAAGGACGUACAGUUUAGAGGGUAUUGCAUCCCGAAGGACACAGAAAUCUACCCAUUGCUAUGUACAGUCCACCGUGAUGCCAAGUACUUUUCCUCUCCAUAUGAAUUUAAUCCUAGCCAUUUUUUAGAUGAACAAGGCAGGUUCAAGAAAAAUGAUGCCUUGAUGGCAUUCUCAGCAGGUAAACGGAUGUGUCCAGGAGAGAGUCUUGCUCGCAUGGAACUCUUUCUUUUCUUUACCACCAUUCUACAGAACUUUACUCUCACCUCACCAACUCAUUUUACUGAGGAUGAUGUAGCCCCAAAAAUGACAGGAAUUAUAAACCAUCCUAUUCAAUAUAAGGCCUCAUUUAUUGCUAACUAAUUAAUCAGUGCUUUUCUCUAAGCCAUCUAGUGCUUAAAGAAUACAGUUAAAUAUAGUUUGCCUUGUAGAUGUAUUUGGGUUGUUGUCAAAAGGGCUGUCUGCUCAGGGGUGUUGCUAGUAAAAACCUAGUGCACAUGCACCUUGUCAUUUGCCCAGUGCCAUAUUUUCAUUAAUGAUUUGAAACAGAAAUAUUUACUGUUUCACUAUUGUGAAAGACAGAAAUAUGUGAACUGAUGUGCAGCAUGUAUAAAUGCCCUCUGAAUGCAGACUGAUGUCAUCAUUUAUGUGUAGCCUUAGUCAUACUGCAAGCUUGCAAGUCCCUUACCAGGUUCUAUAAUGGUCUACGGAAUUGUGUUGCCACUUGUGGAUUCAUAUAAUAUAAAGGAUUAUGCAACAUUUAUUCAUAUCUUUUUGUAAUUUUCAUUCAUUCUGGGUGCAGAGGCUGUCAAAUAAACAUCAGAAUAUCA
This is a messenger RNA of Xenopus tropicalis (tropical clawed frog), 1975 nucleotides long. RefSeq names its product cytochrome P450 family 2 subfamily A member 6 gene 5 (gene cyp2a6.5). Gene Ontology annotation, molecular function: oxidoreductase activity, acting on paired donors, with incorporation or reduction of molecular oxygen; iron ion binding; heme binding. Lineage: Eukaryota; Metazoa; Chordata; Amphibia; Anura; Pipidae. Bases 27 to 1508 code for a protein of 493 amino acids. The transcript is spliced from 9 exons. Gene Ontology annotation, cellular component: endoplasmic reticulum membrane. The record is from RefSeq and is a predicted model, not a curated record.